This is a messenger RNA of Acanthoscelides obtectus, 222 nucleotides long. The record is from the annotation of a GenBank genome assembly. NCBI's taxonomy places the organism in Eukaryota, Metazoa, Arthropoda, Insecta, Coleoptera, Chrysomelidae.
AUGGCAAAGGCAGGAAUUGACACAAAUAUGUUCAAACCCCAUUCCUCAAGGCACGCUUCCACUUCAUGUGCGCUAAGACAAGGGGUGCAUAUAGAUGCAAUACGCAGAUCAGCUGGUUGGAGCCAGGACUCUCAAACCUUUGCAAGGUUUUACAACAGACCUCUAGUAGAGAAAGAUAAUUAUUUAACAUCUGUCUUGAAUCUAUUAUCAUCAGAAACAUAG